AUGCACGCCCUGUCAAGACGCGUGGCACAAGAUCUGCAUCGACAGGACAAGCAGCAACAACGUCUGUCGCCCCCUUCACGUGAACGAGGUAUUCAACGACAGCCCCGAAUUCCGCCGGCUAUCUUCGACCUGAUUCCGAUUCAUAACGGUCUGACCGUGUGCCUUCGGUAUUUGUCUGCACUGGGGUGCCCUUUGGGGGCUUCAACACGCUGUGUGUAUGGCGCUCGGGCCCACGCCAUUCCUGAUACAUUGGACGCUCGAGUCAAAGGACACAUAAUUCAACACAUGGGUGGACUAAAUGAGCGUUUCUCUCAUCUCUGA
Molecule: messenger RNA, 321 nt
Organism: Phytophthora nicotianae INRA-310
Lineage: Eukaryota; Oomycota; Peronosporomycetes; Peronosporales; Peronosporaceae
Exons: 1
Coding region: 1-321 (106 amino acids)
Source: RefSeq, a predicted model, not a curated record